This is a messenger RNA of Pundamilia nyererei, 864 nucleotides long. RefSeq lists its product as uncharacterized. The transcript is spliced from 5 exons. The record is from RefSeq and is a predicted model, not a curated record. The coding region runs from base 1 to 864 and encodes 287 amino acids. Lineage: Eukaryota; Metazoa; Chordata; Actinopteri; Cichliformes; Cichlidae. Gene Ontology annotation, biological process: response to bacterium.
AUGAGUACAGAGUUGCGUACUGCUGUUUUCUUUAUUUAUAAACAGUUUUUGGCAGAGAAACCAAGACUCAUUUCUACCUUCUAUGUAUAUGAACAAAAUGCCACAUUUCACAGUGAAUUCAAGAGUGAUCCACGCUUCACCCUGGAUACUCAAACAGGUCAAAACAACUUAAUAAUCUCAGAUGUGCGCAUUUCAGACUCAGCAACUUACUACUGUAUAUGUUCCUAUUUACACACAUCAACAUUUUCAGAGAGCAUUACUGUUGGUGUUAAAGAUUCAGAUUUGAACAUCAAGGCUGUGGUCCAACAAUCAGCUUCUGAAACCAUCCAGCCAGGAAGCUCUGUGACUCUGAACUGUACAGUAUACACUGGGACUUGUGAUGGAGAACACAGUAUAUACUGGUUCAAAGACUCUGAAGAAUCUCAUCCAGGACUCAUUUACACCCAUGGCGGCAGGAAUGAUCAGUGUGAGAGGAAUGCCAACAGAAGAACACACACCUGUGUCUCUAACUUGACAAUGGAAAGCCUGAAUGUGUCUCAUGCUGGGAUCUACUACUGCGCUGUCGCCUCAUGUGGACACAUACUGUUUGGAGGAGGAACCACGCUGGUGUUUGGAGAUGAGGCAAAAUCUCUUGUCUUGGUGUACGUCUUGAGUGGAGCAUUGACUUUUACCUCCACCCUGGUUUUUUUACUGGCUUUUCUUCUCUACAAGAUGAGCAAAAGAAACCACUUCAAAUCAGGUACUGGAAAAAACCAUGAUGCAGACAACCUCCACUACGCUGCUUUAAGCAUUAACCUGCCCAACAGAUUGAAAAGACAGAGGAAAACUCAGAAUGAAUGUGUUUACUCUAGUGUCAAGCAGUAG